GAGUACAUACUCGUAUUUACUUGUAUCGGAACAUUCCUAAUAACAUUUGUUAUCCGAUUAAUAGCGGUUGAUAGCUCGGAAAAAAGAGAUAAAAUGUCGGAAAAUAAGAAAAUUGAUCUAUCUGGUGAUGGUGGUGUGCUGAAAGAAAUAAUUAAGGAUGGACAAGGCGACGAGCAUCCGUUGAAUGGUUGUAAGGUUUCCUUACACUAUACGGGAAGAUUAGUCGAUGGAACCGUGUUUGAUUCGAGCGUGGAACGUGAACCGUUUGAGUUUGAUUUGGGAAAAGGACAUGUCAUCAAGGCCUUUGAUAUGGGCGUGGCUACAAUGAAAUUAAAUGAGAAAUGCUUUCUCACAUGUGCUCCUGAAUAUGCUUACGGUGUAGCUGGAAGCCCACCUAGUAUUCCUCCCAACUCAACACUAAUAUUUGAGUUGGAAAUGCUUGGAUGGCAUGGUGAAGAUGUCAGCCCUAAUAAAGAUGGUAGCAUCGAGAGAUACAUUAUCGAAAGUAGUGAUAAAAAACGGUCGCCUGGUGAAGGAGCUCUGGUUAAAGUUCACCUAACUGGCAAGUAUAAUGGAAAUACUUUUGAAGAUCGCGAUGUGGAGUUUGAUUACGGCGAAGGAUGUGAUUGUGAGGUUAUCGAAGGUGUUGAAAUUGCACUCGAAAAAAUGACGGUGGGCGAAACAUCAAGGUUAAAAAUAGGCAUGGAAGAAUGGAAAUUAUCUGAUGAGGAAAGAGUGCAUCAUGCUGAAUUGUAUAAAGCUAAGGGAACAAAAUACUUCUCAAAACAAAAUUUUUCUUUAGCGACUAAAAUGUACAAAAAGGCUACAGAUAUUAUUUCAGAAAUUGAUAAUGGGAACUCAAAAAAACUGAAGAUAGCUUUGAACAGCAAUAUAGCUUUAUGUUACCAGAAAACGAAUGAUUACUUUGAAGGCAAGCAAGCAUGCAAUGAAGCUCUCAAAUUGGAUCCCAUUAACAUCAAAGCACUUUACCGUCGUGGGCAAUGUAAUGUUGCUAUAAACGAUUUUAAAGAAGCCUUAGAUGAUUUUCAAAAAGUAAUAGAAUUGGAACCUACCAACAAAGCUGCUAUAAACCAAAUACAAAUUUGCAAACAAAAAAUUAGAGAAGCCAACGACAAAGAGAGAAAGAUUUAUGCCAACAUGUUCAAAAAGUUAUCAGCUGCCGACAAAGAGUUAAAGGAUAUAAAUCAAUGUCAUUACGGUGAUGUGGUUGACGAGCGACAUAUUCUUCUUUUGUGUGGAUAUCCAUUGUGUGGAAAACAAAUGGAAAACGUGCCUACAAAAAAAUAUCAAAUAUCAGUAACCAAAAAUAAGGUAUACGACAUAACAGAUCGUAAAAAGUUUUGCAGUUCCUAUUGCUUCAAGGCAUCGGAGUUCAUUAAAUCACAGAUGUUAGUUAGUCCUCUUUGGUUGAGACAAAAUGAAAUAAUUCCACAGUUUAAGUUGUUGGACGAGAAAAGCGAUUAAACUUUAAGCAUUUAUGUAUUCAUAUGGGUUAAAUUUUUGUAUUAUAAAUUUUAUUGUUCCUAAAAUAUUUUAAGUAAUUUACUAAAUUUUCACUGUAUUUUAUGAUUACUAAUCGCCUAAAAUAAGAGCCAAUCGGUAAGUAAAUAACAGCAUGAAUGCAGAAUAUGAACCGUUGAACUAGAGGAAACGAAAAGUGGGCGUGGCCAGAAUUUAUCGCAUUUUCGUAGAUUUCACGAAAAUCGGACUACGAUGGAUUCAGUGCUGGCCCGUUAAAAAUUGAAAUGGGGGCCGGGAGGUCUUUUCGCAUGCACCUCCACCCGCCAACCCUGACAAUUGAACCACUACGGCUAAGCUUGUAGAGCCACAGGAUAGGGUUGCCAACAUUUACUAAGUUAUUUAUAUCUAUCUGACGGUAUUUUUUUGUUGUAAUGUUAUUAAUAAGACGUCUAAUAAAUGCAUGGCUUUCAGUUGUAGAAGAAUCAAAGUCAGUAAAGUCAAGUAUUUUUUGUAUAAUUGCUGCAUUUUAAUUGCUCAACUUCUUUUGACCAGAGCAACUCUCAAAGAUUUCUAGAAGUAAAAAGUUACGUAUUGGCACAGCAGAAAUGUAAAAUUUUCCCUCCAUAAUAAAAAGUUUUUUUCACCAUGGAAAUUUUCUACUAAUUGACAUGAAAUUACUAUCUCAACGAUCGGAGAGCUGCCACUGCCCAGCUGCCUUUGUCAACUGAUAAAGAGAAAAUUUGGAAAGAUCAAACAAAAAUUUUGAGAUUUCUCGUUGUCAAUACGAACGCCAUAAUUUUCACCUAGCUCGCGGGACUACGCACAGUUUUGACAGCUUGUAAACAUGUAUAGACAUAAGGUUCUUUGGCGGUAAAGAGUCAAAAUCAAAACGGAGUCUAGAAACUUUAAUCAAAUCAAAAAAAAAAAA
Rhagoletis zephyria (snowberry fruit fly) is the source of this 2410-nucleotide messenger RNA. It is a transcript of the gene Fkbp59, whose product is annotated as FK506-binding protein 59kD. Gene Ontology annotation, molecular function: protein binding; peptidyl-prolyl cis-trans isomerase activity. The record is from RefSeq and is a predicted model, not a curated record. Lineage: Eukaryota; Metazoa; Arthropoda; Insecta; Diptera; Tephritidae.